AUGGCCCACCAGGGCGCCGCCGCGCUGGCGCUGGUCCUCGCGCUCCUGGCCGGGACCCAGGCCUCGGUUGCAGAGGACGCUGACUACCGUGUGCAGGAGACCUGGGAACGGGAGCCCUACUAUGCGCGUCCGGACCCCGUGCCCGAGCCCUUCUCGCCACCGCUGCCCGCGGGGACCAGGGAGUUGGCACGAGGGUUGCCUGAACCCAGGCCGCCCAAGAAGGCCACCAAACCCAAGAAGGGGCCCAAGAAGGGGAAGCUGCCUCCUGAGCCUCCGCAGCCAGGUAAAACCAGCCCCAGGAGAGGUGCUAGAAUCAGGAGCAUUGAGAAGGCUGCCAGUGACGCUCAGAGUACCCCCGAAGCCCGUGAGGACAUCAGAGAGAGUUGCCCACCGCUGGGACUGGAGACCUUGAGGAUCACGGACUUCCAGCUGCACGCGUCUACAACCAAGCGCUACGGCCUGGGGGCGCACCGGGGCAGGCUCAACAUCCAGGCGGGCAUUAACGAGAACGACCUCUACGACGGCGCCUGGUGCGCCGGACGGAACGACCGCCAUCAGUGGCUUGAAGUGGACGCCAGGCGGCUGACCAAAUUCACUGGCGUCAUCACACAAGGAAGGAACUCGCUCUGGCUGAGUGACUGGGUAACAUCCUACAAGGUCAUGGUGAGCAAUGACAGCCACACGUGGGUCACGGUCAAGAAUGGGUCCGGAGACAUGAUAUUUGAAGGAAACAGCGAGAAGGAGAUCCCGGUCCUCAAUGAGCUGCCCGUCCCCAUCGUGGCUCGCUGCAUCCGAAUCAACCCACAGACCUGGCUGGACAACGGGGACAUCUGUCUGCGCAUGGAAAUCCUGGGCUGCCCGCUCCCUGAUCCUAAUAACUAUUACCACAGGCGGAAUGAAAUGACCACCACUGAUGACCUGGAUUUUAAGCAUCACAGCUAUAAGGAAAUGCGACAGCUGAUGAAAGUCGUGAAUGAAAUGUGCCCCAAUAUCACGAGGAUUUACAACAUUGGCAAGAGCCACCAGGGCCUGAAGCUGUAUGCUGUGGAGAUCUCUGAUCACCCCGGGGAGCAUGAAGGCUCGGAGCUAGGAGGCUGGUCCCUGGGGCGCUGGACUCACGAGGGCAUCGACAUCAACAACAACUUCCCUGACUUAAACACACUGCUCUGGGAAGCGGAGGACCGACAGAACGUCCCCCGGAGGGUGCCCAAUCACCACAUCACCAUUCCGGAGUGGUUCCUGUCUGAAAAUGCCACGCACGUGUUCCGCUGGCUGGCCUACUCCUACGCGUCCACCCACCGCCUCAUGACGGACGCUCGGAGGAGGGUCUGCCACACGGAAGACUUCCAGAAGGAAGACGGGACGGUCAACGGGGCUUCUUGGCACACGGUGGCUGGAAGAUACCUAUUAGCCCGCGUGUUGUUUCGCUUAGCCCAGGCUCCAGCCUUCCCCUCUCGCUCAGGCGUGUUUGUUCUUUUGGCGGCCCAUGGCACUUCAAGAUUCUUCGCCAACACCUCGCUGUGGGUUCAUCGCGGCAUCAAAGGCAUCGUGAGAGAUUCACUUGGGAGAGGGAUUCCAAAUGCCAUUAUCUCCGUAGAAGGUGUGAACCACGAUAUCCGAACAGCCAGCGAUGGGGAUUACUGGCGCCUCCUGAACCCGGGCGAGUACGCGGUCACAGCCAAGGCGGAAGGCUUCACGGCCUCCACCAAGGACUGCCUGGUGGGCUAUGACAUGGGGGCCACGCGCUGCGAUUUCACGCUCAGCCAGACCAACCUGGCCAGGAUUCGGGAGAUCAUGGAGAAGUUUGGCAAGCAGCCUGUCAUCUUGCCAGCCAGACGGCUGAAGCUGCGGGGCCGCAGGAGACGACAGCGCUGGUGAGCAGCCGACACUGGCCGAUGCUGACCCGCCUGGCUGUGCCCGGGAGGAGGUGUGUGGUGCCAGGCACUCCCCCCGCCCCCCCCCCAACCCCCGGAGGCCAGGUGAAGGGCUGAGAUUUUCUUUUCUUUUUUU
Messenger RNA from Echinops telfairi (small Madagascar hedgehog), 2010 nucleotides. RefSeq names its product carboxypeptidase X, M14 family member 2 (gene CPXM2). The transcript is spliced from 14 exons. Gene Ontology annotation, molecular function: metallocarboxypeptidase activity; zinc ion binding. The record is from RefSeq and is a predicted model, not a curated record. Bases 1 to 1878 code for a protein of 625 amino acids. Gene Ontology annotation, biological process: proteolysis. NCBI's taxonomy places the organism in Eukaryota, Metazoa, Chordata, Mammalia, Afrosoricida, Tenrecidae.